Messenger RNA from Amoebophrya sp. A25, 1920 nucleotides. The record is from the annotation of a GenBank genome assembly. Lineage: Eukaryota; Dinophyceae; Syndiniales; Amoebophryaceae.
AACAAAACCAAAAGUUGUUAGAGACUGGGAGACGUGUAUGCCUACGCCAAUAAAAAAGACAGAGACCAUAGACAUCUGUUGACCUAUUUCAGGUCAGUAGAACAUCAAGAUCAAAAAUGUUUUCGACGGGGUCGCGAGAAGCGACGCGACGAGUUGUCGCAAACAGUACGCUUCUCCGAAACUCGAUAAGGCCCUUCUCAAGCACAUCAGCACAGUUGCAGGUUGGCUCGGUCUUUCCCCAGGUACGACUCAACCUAGGUCUCAAAGGACCUUUUUUAACGACGAACGAUAAAUAUUUUACAGACAAAAAGAAAGUGGUGAUUGUCGGUCUUCCCGGUGCGUUUACGCCAACCUGAUCGACGCAACAGGUAUCUUCUCUGAUGCUGAUUGUGAUCGGAUCACAUGAAACAUGAACAUGUUGUAAGUACAUGAUUUCUACUGAUCUUUACUCGUAAGUAGUCGCGCGCUUUCUAAGUAGUUGUAGGACCAGACAGCGAUUGGAGGUAUUUCAUCUGAUCCGAACAGAUCGUGAAGAAUGCGAUUACUCUUACUUCUUCAUAUUCUUGCAUCGCAUACCUAUUCAACAUUGCUAUCAGGCACCCGCAUAUCUAGCUGCAGAAGCAGCGCUGAAAGCGAAGGGGGUGAGUGAAGUGCUGAUUUUUACCGUCAAUGAUGGCGCUGUGGUAUCCUUUUGGUCUGAGUACCUUAGAGGGAUUGAUUACGCAUCAAAACCAAAAAUUAUGGCGUUUACUCCUUCAUCGGAAGAUUCGUUUGCACUUGGUGACUAGAAAUAGGUAUACAACAUAUGCGUGAUUUCCCCAUCCCCUUCAACUACAUCAAGUCUUCAUCCAUCCUUCUUUCAUCUCUCCCGCGAAUGAGAUCGCGAAAUACAAAUUUGACUUCGAUAACUUUGUCAAAUUUGCUGCUGACCCAGCUAGCGAACUGCCGAAAGCCUGCGGCUUACAAAUCACAAAGGGUGGACCACUUAAUUAUGGCUGUGAUCAUGUACUUCAUCAUUGAUGACGGUUGGCUUUCAACUCUUUUUUUUCGCUGGUAUUUCAUGUAUCACUUGCUUAUUCUGACCUUGCCAUGACCCACACUGUAUGCUAAGCGUUUUGCUCGAAAUUUCUUUCGCUCACUCUUCGUCUAACCCCUAGUCCUCGGACAUCACCGUUCGAAGCGGUUUGCGUGCAUAGUAGAGGCAGAAGAUGGAAAGGGGAUUGUGAAAUGGCUAGACGUGUCCGAGACCGACGACGACCCAGCUGGUGAUGAUGACCCCAGUAAGACGAUGCCGGAUGCGGUUUUGAUUAUGAGGAGUUGGAAGUUUAUUUUCUUAAUAGACAUUCAUUUUUAUUCUCUUUUGGUAGAUCAUGUAGAUUGGAAUAGGACUGGGGAUACAUCAAGUAGCGUACGCAUGAACGUGAAAGACCUCUAACGUGGAACAGCUCUAGAAGCAGGCCCAUGGACGACACGGAAGGUCGGCAUUUGUUGCCACGCUUCAGCAAACGAAGUAGUGGAUGCAGUUGCAUAAGCAUUAAUUUGUUGAGGUGGAGGAGGCGCUGUUGCAAAACCGACGCACACCACACCAACACGUUAAAAACCCAGUUUCACUACAAUUUCGAGUUCAAUUUUUCAAUCAUAAUUCAAACAGAUACACUCGUAUUUGAUACCAAUAACUUUUACGAUCAUCCACUACUACUUUUCUAUGAGAAUAUAAGUACUCUAGUACUGCAACUUCACCGUGAUCCUCUGUUCCCAGCAGUUGUGUGGAUUCUAACGACGGGUCGUGCAGAGGUGAUUUCAUCUUUAUUCAGACUUGAUGUUCCGCAAAUUGACAGAAGUAUCGAGGAUGUUGUGGAGACCUCCAAAAUUUGACGAAUAAAACUAAUGAAGAAUGAUCUCACCCUUGGAAAAACAAAU